CUUUAUUGUAAAUGUGGGUUUUUGUAGAACUAAAUGACAUUUUGGAAAGAAAAUUGUAUUUAGACAAAAUAUUUCGUGCUAGCUGGAUAUUAGGAUUACACAGUUUUGAGUGUAUAUCGGAGAAUAAGUGUUUAUUUGGAUACGCAUUGUUUCCAUAACUUUAUAUUUUGGUUCGACAGCACUGUAACCCUUACCAAGAAGACAAUUGAGCUUUGGUGAAUGAUAAAGAAAUUUGUGGUAAAGAAGAAUGAUUCCGAGGCAUCCAUUAAUAUUCAAAAUAAGUACAAUUUGUGCGACCAUCCUUCUCAUUGGUUUAUUAUUCUAUAGGAGAGACUCUAGUGUUAUAAUUAGACGAAAUGUUAUUGUUACCAUCGAGCCGACUAACUUUGACGAACUCGAAUAUGAAGAGUCAAAUACUUCGGAUGAUCAAACAACGACGACAACGACAGAUUUGCCUUCCACGACGAGAAAUCAGGUUUAUAUAAACGGGGGCGGAAUAGAAUUUAGUAUUAACCAAGAAGCGUGUUCAAAAGAUCGCUAUCUCAUGAUCUAUGUUCACUCUGGUCCAGAGAAUACAGAACGCAGACGCGUGAUCAGGAAGACGUGGGCAUCGCCGGAAAACUUAAAAAGACACAAAGCGAAAUUAGUGUUUGUAAUGGGAGAAGUCGAUGAUGAUAAUGUUCAAACAACGCUUGAAACUGAAAGUGAACUUUAUAAAGAUAUUAUACAAGGGAACUUUACGGAUACUUACCGAAAUUUGACGUAUAAGGCAAUAACUGGGCUCAAAUGGGUUACUGAAUAUUGUCCCGGUGCAACUUAUGUUUUAAAAACUGAUGAUGACAUUAUUGUUGAUAUUCAUAGAGUAGUUCGUUUAAUGAGGUCUUACAUUGAACAUAAGUGGGGUACGAGCAAAAUUCUUGCUGGUUAUAUCUGGAAACAUAUGAAUGUUGAUAGAAAUAAGACCAGUAAGUGGUAUACAUCAGAUAAAAGAUUUCCCCGGGAAAAAAAUUCUUUUUUUAAAAAUACUGUUCGGUUUUCGGCAUAUCUCAUAAAGAAAUGA
This is a messenger RNA of Ruditapes philippinarum (Manila clam), 1060 nucleotides long. RefSeq names its product beta-1,3-galactosyltransferase 5-like. NCBI's taxonomy places the organism in Eukaryota, Metazoa, Mollusca, Bivalvia, Venerida, Veneridae. The record is from RefSeq and is a predicted model, not a curated record. Gene Ontology annotation, molecular function: hexosyltransferase activity. The transcript has 2 exons. Bases 248 to 1060 code for a protein of 270 amino acids. Gene Ontology annotation, cellular component: membrane.